GUAAAGAUGGCGGAGCGCAGCGGUUACGGAGCAAAGAUGAUGAACUUGAGUCGUGUUUAGGGGCUGUUCUCGUCUUGCUGUCCGGUGUGUGUCGGUGUUCUCCGGUGUGAGGAUGGCUCACCGCUACCUGCGACUGUCGGCGGGCUGCAGGACCAUGUUCCGGCUGCUGCUGCCCUCCAACGCGCCCGGCAGGCUGGUGAUGUUUCCGACCACAGCGGGGCAGGUGGAGGGUGGGCGGAGCCUGCUGACUGACCUGUUAGGAGCCUACAGGAGACUGAGCUCCAAACCACCAAAAGGGUUUGAGAAAUAUUUUCCUGACAGUCAGAAAACUCCGAAACACAGUGAAGCUGAAGCAGCAACCAAAGAAGCCAAACCUGCCAACACUCAGAGAGCGUCUGGGAGGUCUGGAGGAGCAGGAGGAGGAGGAGGAGGAGCAGGAGGAGGAGCAGGAGGAGGAGCAGGAGGAGGAGGAGGAGGAGGAGGAGGAGGAGGAGGAGGAAAACGAGGAGGUCGUAAGGAGGAGUCACACUGGUACAGCCGUCUGCAGAAGGGUGACGUUCCCUGGGACGAUAAGGAGUUCCGCAUGUACUUCCUGAGCGGAGUGGCGUUCUGGACCACCGUCACCUAUUAUUUUGUGUUGAGGGACGGAGGCAGAGAGGUCACCUGGAAGGACUUUGUCAACAACUACCUGUCCAAAGGAGUGGUGGACAGGUUAGAGGUGGUCAACAAGCGUUAUGUGAAAGUGGUUUUCUCUCCUGGGAAGACGCCGGUGGACGGGCAGUACGUGUGGUUCAACAUCGGCAGCGUGGACACGUUUGAGAGGAAUCUGGAGACGGCGCAGUACGAGCUGGGCAUCGAGGGCGAGAACAGGCUGCCGGUGGUUUAUUCCACCGAGAGCGACGGCACGUUCCUACUGAGCAUGCUCCCCACGGUGCUCAUCAUCGGCUUCCUGCUGUUCAUGCUGCGGCGGGGCCCGGCGGGGGCGGGGCGUCCCGGCCGGGGGAUGGGCGGCUUGUUCAGCGUCAGCGAGACGACGGCGAAGAUCCUGAAGGACGAGAUCGACGUGAAGUUCAAAGACGUGGCGGGCUGCGAGGAGGCGAAGCUGGAGAUCAUGGAGUUCGUCAACUUCCUGAAAAACCCCAAACAGUACCAGGACCUGGGCGCCAAGAUCCCUAAGGGAGCCAUCUUGACGGGUCCUCCAGGAACAGGAAAGACUCUUCUGGCCAAAGCGACGGCCGGCGAGGCCAACGUGCCGUUCAUCACCGUCAACGGCUCCGAGUUCCUGGAGAUGUUCGUGGGCGUCGGCCCCGCCAGGGUCAGAGAUCUGUUCGUCAUGGCGAGGAAGAACGCCCCCUGCAUCCUCUUCAUCGACGAGAUCGACGCCGUGGGGCGGAAGCGAGGACGAGGAAACUUCGGAGGACAGAGCGAGCAGGAGAACACGCUGAACCAGCUGCUGGUGGAGAUGGACGGGUUCAACACGGCCACCAACGUGGUGGUUCUGGCGGGAACCAACAGGCCGGACAUCCUGGACCCGGCGCUGAUGAGGCCCGGACGCUUCGACAGACAGAUCUACAUCGGUCCUCCCGACAUCAAAGGACGAGCGUCCAUCUUUAAAGUUCACCUGCGUCCUCUGAAGCUGGAGGCCGACAUGGACAAAGACGCUCUGGCCAGGAAGAUGGCGGCUCUCACGCCUGGAUUCUCAGGCGCCGACAUCGCCAACGUUUGUAACGAGGCGGCUCUGAUCGCCGCUCGCCACCUUUCAGACGCCAUCAACCAGAAACACUUUGAACAGGCCAUCGAGAGAGUGAUCGGAGGUCUGGAGAAGAAGACUCAGGUUCUGCAGCCGGAGGAGAAGAAGACGGUGGCGUACCAUGAAGCCGGACACGCCGUCGCCGGCUGGUUCCUGGAGCACGCCGACCCCCUGCUGAAGGUGUCCAUCAUCCCGCGGGGGAAGGGGCUGGGCUACGCGCAGUACCUGCCCAAAGAGCAGUACCUGUACACCAAAGAGCAGCUGCUGGACCGCAUGUGCAUGACUCUGGGAGGACGAGUGUCCGAGGAGAUCUUCUUCAGCCGCAUCACCACCGGAGCUCAGGACGACCUCCGCAAGGUCACCCAGAGCGCCUACGCACAGAUCGUCCAGUUCGGGAUGAACCCGAAGGUGGGUCAGGUGUCCUUCGACCUCCCCCGGCAGGGCGAGAUGGUUCUGGAGAAACCGUACAGCGAGGCGACGGCUCGUCUCAUCGACACCGAGGUCCGAACCCUCAUCAGCGAGGCGUACCAGAGAACGCACCGCCUGCUGAGCGACAAGAAGGCCGAGGUGGAGAAGGUGGCGCUGCGGCUGCUGGAGAAGGAGGUUCUGGAUAAGAGCGACAUGGUGGAGCUGCUGGGCAAACGUCCGUUCGCAGAGAAGUCGACAUACGAGGAGUUUGUGGAGGGAACGGGAGGCGAGGACGAGGACACGACGCUGCCGGAGGGCCUGAAGGACUGGAACCAGGAGAGGAAGGACAAGGAGGAGAGCCCGGACGAGCAGGUGGCCCGCCAGAUCUCCGGAGGAAUGCCUUUCUAGAACCUCACCGACACGCUCAGUCCUCACGUCGGGUUCUAAACCACAGUUCAUCUGCAGCUCCAGAAUCAGUUCGGCUCUGUCUACCAGGUGGAGAACCGGAUCACUGACUGAACAUCAAGAACGUUUGCUCACUCUGUAAAGCUGUCAGACGUUUGGGGUGGUGGCAUAGAACCCCAAACGCUGCCCACGUGUGUCUGCAACUUGUUAGAUAAACUGUGUCUCAGUCUACGAGGUGGAGAACCUGCUCACGUACUGCCAGACCGGAACAUCAAGAACUUUGCUCUUCAAGUCUUCUCUUCGGGGUUCUGCUCUGACCUGCUUGUAUCGCCAAAGCUUCACUCUAUAAAAUUCUAAGAUGUUCUGUUGGACAUCUGGGUUCUACUGCCACCACCCCAAACGCUGCCCACAUGUGUCUGCAACUUGUUUAUUUGAAGUUCUAGAUAAACGUCGUCUCCGUCUCCUAGGCCACUGAGAACUCACUGCUAGAACCUUCUCUCUGGAGUUCUUCCAGUUCUAGAUGCUUGUGGAACCACCACACUGAGUUAACACACAGGGAGCUCUGCACAGGAACGUUCUACAGCUGUAACAUCAGUCGGAGAACCUCCAGUAUACGCUUCUAGAACAUUCAAAUUCAGACAUGUACUUUGAAAUCCCUCCACAAAUUGUCAUCAGAAUAUUUCUAUACAGAGAACUGUUCUCUACUCACAACCUCCCCCCGGUAGAACCGUCACCGCCGUCCUCUAGAACCGACUUCUAAAAACACUUUUGCCAACACACAUAGUUCUGUAUCAACAAACGUUCCACAGGAGGGUUCUAAAUGAAUUACGACACAUACACUAGAACGUUCUCCAGCUCUACAAUCUACUCUAACAACAAAUCUUUUCCUCAUGAACUAGAACCGACUCUGACACUGAGUUAAACAUACAGAGAACGGUUCUCUGCAUAAAACUCUAGAACCCUCUCAGCUGUAGAAGCCUUGCAUGCAGGGUGCAAGAACAGUCAAAUCCACACAGAUCCUUCUAAACUACAGCUAAUAUGACAUAAAACUUCCAUUAAAGAACCUGUGGAACCUCCCACCGAGUUCCAAAACAUCCAGUUCUACAAAGCAGGGUUCUGGAUCAUUCACAGCUCAAACACAGACAUGCUUACAGAACGUUCUACGAUGUGCUGUUAUAACACCAGAACCAGCUCUGACCCGUAGAACCAUUGACAACUCAUCAACUCAUUGAUGACUGUUCUCUGCAUAGAACUGUAGAACCUUCCUAUGCUCUGCUGCAGGGUUCUAAAUCAAACAGACUUCAGCUCUGGCCUGUAGAACGUCUGAAGAACAUCUGAAGAACAUCUGAAGAACGUUCCUGAGCAGAAAACUCUGUUAAAAGUUCUAGAUGUGGUUCCUCGUCUCUGACAGAACGCCGUCGGAGCGUUCCGCUUGAUGCUUGGAUAGAACCCUGAAGGGAUGGCUGUGGACUCGAUGAGCUCCGGUAGAACCGUGAAGUUCUGCUGUUGAUGGAAAACUUUAUUUAAAAAGUGACAUUUGAGACAAACUGGUGAAUAAAACGUAUUUAUUGACAUCGUUCCGCUGGAGAACCGAGCAGAACCACAUUAAUGUUCUCUUUGGUCUCUUCAGACAGUAAAACAUCUUCAACAUGGUAACCGCAUCGUCGGGUUCUCAGACAGCGGCCGACCAGGUAUUGAUCGGUCAUUGAUUAGCUAUCGCUAGCAUGCUGUAUAAUGUGUGCAGCUGAGUGUAAACAUGUGUAACAAUAAUGUGUAAAUGUGUGUUUUCUGUUUCAUGAUUCAGAUGUUUUAAUAAAGUCAGAAAAACAUUAAUAAUCAAUAAUCUAUCAGUUAUUAAAAGCUUAAACACUUUUUC
Thunnus maccoyii (southern bluefin tuna) is the source of this 4439-nucleotide messenger RNA. RefSeq names its product AFG3-like AAA ATPase 2 (gene afg3l2). The transcript is spliced from 17 exons. Bases 113 to 2566 code for a protein of 817 amino acids. Gene Ontology annotation, biological process: protein-containing complex assembly; mitochondrial protein processing. NCBI's taxonomy places the organism in Eukaryota, Metazoa, Chordata, Actinopteri, Scombriformes, Scombridae. Gene Ontology annotation, molecular function: ATP-dependent peptidase activity; metalloendopeptidase activity; ATP hydrolysis activity. Gene Ontology annotation, cellular component: m-AAA complex; membrane. The record is from RefSeq and is a predicted model, not a curated record.